Molecule: messenger RNA, 1509 nt
Organism: Neomonachus schauinslandi (Hawaiian monk seal)
Lineage: Eukaryota; Metazoa; Chordata; Mammalia; Carnivora; Phocidae
Gene: KCNV1
Product: potassium voltage-gated channel modifier subfamily V member 1
Exons: 3
Coding region: 1-1509 (502 amino acids)
Biological process (GO): potassium ion transmembrane transport; protein homooligomerization
Cellular component (GO): voltage-gated potassium channel complex; membrane
Molecular function (GO): voltage-gated potassium channel activity; protein binding
Source: RefSeq, a predicted model, not a curated record
AUGGAGCUGCCUCCCCGAGGGCGGGCGCCGCUGGACUCGCCGCUGGACAGCUGCUCCCUGACCUCGCUGGACUCCAGCGUUUUCUGCAGCGAGGGUGAAGGGGAGCCCCUGGCGCUCGGGGACUGCUUCACGGUCAACGUGGGCGGCAGCCGCUUCGUGCUCUCGCAGCAGGCGCUGUCCUGCUUCCCGCACACGCGCCUUGGCAAGCUGGCCGUGGUGGUGGCCUCGUGCCGCCGCCCCGGGGCCCUGGCCGCCGUGCCCAGCCCCCUGGAGUUCUGCGAUGAUGCCAACCCCGUGGACAACGAGUACUUCUUCGACCGCAGCUCGCAAGCAUUCCGCUACGUCUUGCACUACUACCGCACCGGCCGCCUGCACGUCAUGGAGCAGCUGUGCGCGCUCUCCUUCCUUCAGGAGAUCCAGUACUGGGGCAUCGACGAGCUCAGCAUCGACUCCUGCUGCAGGGACAGAUACUUCAGAAGAAAGGAGCUGAGUGAAACGUUAGACUUUAAGAAGGACACAGAAGACCAGGAGAGUCAACAUGAGAGUGAACAGGACUUCUCCCAAGGACCUUGUCCCACUGUCCGUCAGAAGCUCUGGAACAUCCUGGAGAAACCUGGAUCUUCCACAGCUGCUCGAAUCUUUGGGGUCAUCUCCAUCAUCUUUGUGGUGGUGUCCAUCGUCAACAUGGCCCUGAUGUCAGCUGAAUUAAGCUGGCUGGACCUGCAGCUGCUGGAAAUCCUGGAAUAUGUGUGUAUUAGCUGGUUCACCGGGGAGUUUGUCCUGCGCUUCCUGUGUGUGCGGGACAGGUGCCGCUUCCUGAGAAAGGUGCCAAACAUCAUCGACCUCCUUGCCAUCUUGCCCUUCUACAUCACUCUUCUGGUGGAGAGCCUGAGUGGGAGCCAGACGACACAGGAGCUGGAAAAUGUGGGGCGCAUUGUGCAGGUUUUGAGGCUGCUCAGGGCUCUACGCAUGCUAAAGCUGGGCAGACAUUCCACAGGAUUACGCUCACUCGGGAUGACAAUCACCCAGUGUUACGAAGAAGUCGGCCUACUGCUCCUAUUUCUGUCUGUGGGAAUUUCUAUAUUUUCCACGGUGGAAUAUUUUGCUGAGCAAAGCAUUCCUGACACAACCUUCACAAGUGUCCCUUGUGCAUGGUGGUGGGCCACGACAUCCAUGACUACUGUGGGCUACGGGGACAUUAGACCUGACACCACCACAGGCAAAAUCGUGGCCUUCAUGUGUAUAUUAUCAGGAAUCCUUGUCUUGGCCUUGCCUAUUGCUAUUAUUAACGACCGCUUCUCCGCUUGCUAUUUCACCUUAAAGCUCAAGGAAGCAGCCGUUAGACAGCGGGAAGCUCUGAAGAAGCUCACCAAGAAUAUAGCCACUGAUUCAUAUAUCAGUGUUAACUUGAGGGAUGUCUAUGCCCGGAGUAUCAUGGAGAUGCUUCGGUUAAAAGGCAGAGAAAGGGCAAGUACUAGGAGCAGUGGGGGAGAUGAUUUCUGGUUUUGA